Hyaloscypha bicolor E is the source of this 717-nucleotide messenger RNA. RefSeq lists its product as uncharacterized. The transcript is spliced from 3 exons. Bases 1 to 717 code for a protein of 238 amino acids. The record is from RefSeq and is a predicted model, not a curated record. Lineage: Eukaryota; Fungi; Ascomycota; Leotiomycetes; Helotiales; Hyaloscyphaceae. Gene Ontology annotation, molecular function: protein binding.
AUGGCGGACCAAUUUUCAAGCAACCCACGAUUCGUCUGGGAAGGACCUGAAUUCAAGGAACCAGUUGAACUUGUCGCCUUCGUCGUGGGCAAGGAUGGCGUUGAGGAGACAAUUCCCGUUCAUAAAGAACAUGCAUGCUACUAUUCCCCGGUACUGAAAGCUGCUUUCACUAGCUCCUUCGUCGAAGGCCAAACUCAGACCUAUCGAGUGGAAGAUACCGACCCAGAUAUCUUUCGACUCCUUAUACAAUGGUUCUACAAGCAAACCUUCAAGCAUUCUACAGCCAAUAGCGCAGAAAGCAUCAUCGAGGAGCAGUCUAUCGUUGAAGUUUCCGAAGCAGAGUUUCCCUCGGCAGAGAUUGAUUCGAUGUACCUGAACAUGGUCAAACUUUGGAUUCUGGCAGAGCGACUCAUCAUCCCCAGACUCCAAAAUUUCAUCAUGGAUUCACUUGUGGAAAUGUCGGAGGAAUCUUGGAGCACCCUAUGGAUGGCUACAGCUUAUGAAAGCACAAGCUCUGACAGCCCUCUCAGAAGAUUUGCAGUCGACGUCCUUCUCUAUCAGGUGCCAGCCUACGGGAAGAAGCAAUGUCAGAACCACUUUCCCCGCGAAUUACUCGUUGACCUGGCCUGUGGAGCGACACUAAGUAGCAAAAGCGGGUCGAGAUAUGUCCACACCAGGCUAACCCGGGACUAUAUGGUUCCGGAAGGCUCAUCCUAA